AAGGCGCGAAAGCAGAGCGCUACACUCCCUUUUCAGGAACAGAGAAGCUGAGGGCGGCUCGUGAUGUCUCCGCCGUGCAAGCGCCAUUGCCUCAGUCCCCCCCGCUCGCUGGACUGCAGCUUCCAGAAGCACCUCAAAAAAGUCUCCAUUGAGGGGAACAUCGCUGCAGGAAAAUCUACAUUUGUUCAUUUACUAGAAAGAUAUAAUGAUGAGUGGGAAGUAAUUCCUGAACCAAUUGCUAAAUGGUGCAACAUCCAGACAUCUGAAAAUGAGCACCAAGAACUUUCAACAUCUCAAAAGAAUGGGGGAAACCUGCUUCAAAUGCUAUACAGCAAAUCUACAAGAUGGACAUAUACAUUCCAGACCUAUGCCUGUUUGAGUAGAGUCAAAGCACAACUGAAGCCAGUUUCUGCAAAACUCUAUGAAGCGGAACAUCCUGUGCAGUUUUUUGAGAGAUCAGUGUACAGUGACAGGUAUGUGUUUGCUUCCAACUCAUUUGAAUCAGGAGAUCUCGAUGAAACAGAGUGGGCAAUUUAUCAGGACUGGCAUUCAUGGCUUCUGAACCAAUUUGAGUCCAACCUGGAGUUAGAUGGCAUUAUCUAUCUGCGAACAACUCCUGAGAAGUGUAUGGAGAGACUGAAACGCAGAGGAAGAGAAGAGGAACAAGACAUUCAACUGGAAUAUCUAGAAAAUCUUCACCACAAACAUGAAACUUGGCUUCAUGAAAGGACAAUGAAGGUGGAUUUUGACAACCUUGGGGACAUACCAGUUUUAGUUUUAGAUGUUAAUGAAGACUUCAAAAAUGAUGAAAUAAAACAAGAGUACUUGUUGGAAAAAGUCAAGGCUUUUUUGACUACUUAGCAAACAAAGAUAUUGCUCAAUGGCGACACAUGAAAAACUACAAUUUCUUUGUCCAAUGUAUAUAAACCACUUCCACAGCUGUUUUCUCUAUUUUUACUUGUAAAGAGAAUAAGCUGCUAUAUAACAGAAUCAGAGAACAUAGCCAUAAAAUUAGCAGUUACUAAAGAUCCAGAUUCUUUCAAGAGCCAAUUUGCCUUGAAGAAAAUGAUGACUCGCAUGAACUGCUUCAAAGAUAAUUUAGAAUGUAAUGUUAACAUUUUUCUUGUUACUGGAAAUGUGUGGAGUAUUUAAUGGAGACAUUGUUACAAUGCCUCUACAUAGUAUGCUUUGCAUGUUUUAAAGAUGCUUUAGCUACAAUAAAUAUUUUUUGUAAAUGCA
Pogona vitticeps (central bearded dragon) is the source of this 1239-nucleotide messenger RNA. RefSeq names its product deoxycytidine kinase 2. Gene Ontology annotation, cellular component: cytoplasm; mitochondrion. Lineage: Eukaryota; Metazoa; Chordata; Lepidosauria; Squamata; Agamidae. The record is from RefSeq and is a predicted model, not a curated record. Gene Ontology annotation, molecular function: ATP binding; deoxynucleoside kinase activity. Gene Ontology annotation, biological process: nucleobase-containing compound metabolic process.